Molecule: messenger RNA, 366 nt
Organism: Eimeria mitis
Lineage: Eukaryota; Apicomplexa; Conoidasida; Eucoccidiorida; Eimeriidae
Exons: 2
Coding region: 1-366 (121 amino acids)
Source: RefSeq, a predicted model, not a curated record
AUGCAGCAGCAGACACAGCAGCAGACACAGCAGCAGCAGCAGCAGAAGCAGCAGCAGCAGCAGCAGCAGCAGAAGAGGAUGAAGCAGCAACGGCAGCAGCAGCAGCAACAGCAACAGCAGCAACAGCAGCAUCAGCAGCAACAGCAUCAGCAACAACAGCAGCAGCAGCAACAGCAGCAUCAGCAACAACAGCAGCAGCAACACCAGCAAAAGCAGCGGCAGCAACAGCAACAACAGCAACAGCAGAAGCAACAGCAACAGCAUCAGCAGCAGCAACAGCAACAGCAGCAACAGCAGCAACAGCAACAGCAGCAACAGCAGCAGCAGCAGCAGCAGCAGCAGCUAGGGUUUAGGGUUUGUGGUUGA